Molecule: messenger RNA, 2026 nt
Organism: Exophiala oligosperma
Lineage: Eukaryota; Fungi; Ascomycota; Eurotiomycetes; Chaetothyriales; Herpotrichiellaceae
Exons: 1
Coding region: 1-1974 (657 amino acids)
Source: RefSeq, a predicted model, not a curated record
AUGGCAACAAAAAAGAAAAUAGAGCGCAUCCAUCUCCAACUGCCUCAAUUUCACAGCAUCAAAGCUUUCCUGAAAACGCUCGUUCAAUGUGAGAGAGGCAUGAGCUUAGCAUGUCCUUACAGGCAUGUUUCGUACGCGACAUGGCGUCUUCAGAUCUUCCGACGUCUAUGUAAAUCGAUAGAGCCGGGAUUCUUUCGUGAUACUCCUGCCCUUCCCACUCCCUUUCCCUUUGGCGUCGCCAAAUCGAAGCGCAACCAAAGCACCUUUCGCGCGUUUGACGAGGACAAGAACAAUGUACCGGAGACUAUAAGAGAUGGAAAUGAAUGGGUGUAUGAUGCGCCCGGUAAAAGGUCAAAGCUACGCCCACACAACAAAAGCAACCCUGGAUCAUCCCGAAACCCCUCUUUCAAUCCUUACAGCUCGGACGGCCGAAAUUCAAUAAGAAAUCUGGUGUCUCAGCUCAAACCUGUCAUCGCAAAAGCCCGGAGAAAAGAUGCGGAUACGACAACCAGCGAUGCAGUCUCCAUUGAGUCGACACGUCUCCCUCGAACACCGAUCCUCAAGCGAACGGGUCCCAAGCACAUGGAAGCGAAGAGGAUGCCCACUGAAGCAGAGUUGGAUGCCUUAAGAACCAACAUCUGGGCGCAAAUGUUGGCGGCCCCUCUAAGGGCAUGCCAGGGGAGUUUCGCGAGGUUGCCGUCUCCUUUCAUGAUGGAUCUAGAUUUUGUGGAGGACCCUGAGAAAAAGGCCAUCCAUCUGGCACCGGCGCAACUCGCAGACUUGGACGCACUGGAAGCACGGAUGGCGAGGGAACUAUCCAAAGAGAACUGGCUUCGAACUCGCAAGGAUAAUGACAACGACACGACCAGAGCACAACGACAACAACAACAUCAUGAUGACGACGAAGAAACCAGCGAGUCAUCAAUCCUCCCACAGCCACAACAACAACCACCACCACCACCACCGCCACCGACGACGACAUCGACAACGACGAGCACCCAAAAGGUUAAGCAAAGACCAAAGUCUCGGCUCCUCGCAGACAUCAACCUGGUACGGUUUUUGACGCUCAAACUCAUGGAACGUUCGAAGCGUGUGAAAGGGAAGAUAGUCUCCAAACCCAACGCCUUGGCGAGGCUGGUACCAGCGCCCCUCAAGGAAGCUCUGGAAAAGGCACAGCACUACUCCAUCAACAAACGAAAGAUCGACACCGCCACGGGGGCUCUGGCGAGUGACGAAACCGAACCGCUCCAGAUGGAAUAUCUUUCGCGUCUACAGUGGCAGGUGGACAUGUAUGAGCGGAUUCCCCGAAUGAUGAGGAAACGGAUCCUCGUCGCUCUCAAGGCCCUGGCAGAACAAGCGACCUCUGAAGUGGCUGAUGGAACAGGGAAUACCCCGAAAGCCAUGGCUCUGUCGGUUGUUGCUGUUGAUGAUGAUGAUGCUGCAGUCACCACUUCCUUGACGACGAACCACAUUGACUGUCCUUGUCCCCCACCAGACAGUAUAAUUUUGCACAUUGGAGAGGGAGACACUCGUGCAUUGUCAUCUUCGAUCUCAAUCUCAGAAUCCGAAGCCAAUGAGAAUCAACCACCUUUGCCAUCGAAUUGGCUCGUUCCUCCCAUGAUCAACGUCGUCGUCGACGACGGCAGCACACAUCAACGACGACGACGACUUCCUGUGUUUUCUCUGAGUACAAUGUUCGUUGGCCAUGCAGGUGCGGCUGACCACGACAUCUCUGCCCUCUCCGAAUUGACAUCCCAAUACAAAAAGGUUCUCCUUCGUCAUGACCGCAAUACUUCCACCGAAAAUGAUCGGUCGAAAGACCAUUUCAUCCUCGUCCGUCCUGGCGUAGGUCCACCGAAAGUCUUGAUGGAAGAGGUUUGGCAGUUGUGGCGGUACCUGGGCGGUUCGAACAUGGGACUGGUGCACGACGAGGAGACGGAGCGUUGUUUCGAUCAAGGCAUACUUGUCAAGUAAAUUCAGGGCAGGUUUGGACGGGUUUGGACGGGUUUGGACGGGUUCGUCGAAA